Messenger RNA from Microthlaspi erraticum, 786 nucleotides. NCBI's taxonomy places the organism in Eukaryota, Viridiplantae, Streptophyta, Magnoliopsida, Brassicales, Brassicaceae. The record is from the annotation of a GenBank genome assembly.
AUGUCUUUUGAAGGACCAAGCUCAGAUUGUCAUCCAAAUUGCCUACGAGCAAUGAAUGCGCAAGAAGAUUACGAUGCAUCUCAAAGAGCAGCAAUGUUAGCGGUUGAUCUAAUCACCAUGGCACGGGCUCAGUAUCUGGUGAACUUCGCUGGUCCCAAGAAGGACUCUGGGCAGGGAGAGUGGGAGCAAGGACGCGAGAUAACGAUCCAAGAUCUCGUCGACUACGUGAGGGACAUGGCUAUGCCUAACGAUCUCGAGGAGGAGGAAGAAACGGAUCAAGAACGCCCUGAGCUAACGGUGAAGGACUGCCUUGAGUGUGCUUUCAGAGAUGGGUUACCGAGAGUAGAGCAUUGGGGACACUUGGGAUGUGUCGCCAAGGUUCCCCCGUUUGCUUCUCUCAUCAUACCUCGCGUCCCCAUGAUUGGAGAAGUGGUUGAGGCUGAGGAAUGGGAAGAAGCAGUUGUGUUGUUUGGGAAGCAACCGAUUGGAGCUAAGCUGCAUGUGUUCAGUCCGGAGAUUGAUCUUGUUGAUGAUGGAGUGGGACUUUACGAAGGGCCCUCAGGUGCUGGAUCAAGCUAUGUUGAACUUAGGGAUGUGAUGGUCAUUUCAGUGGGGAAGACAGGAAGGGGAGAUGAGGCUGCGAAAUUGAGGAUUUGCUACAAGAAGAAGAUUAAGGUCAUUACAGUGUCUCUUGCUCGUGUGCUUACCUCACUUGGCGACGAGUCUCAGGUCAUAGAGCCGACGGCUCUGCUUGUUGAUUUCAUUCUCCCACGCUUCUUCACGUAA